Messenger RNA from Moesziomyces antarcticus, 1659 nucleotides. Its product is annotated as phosphoglucomutase. The coding region runs from base 1 to 1659 and encodes 552 amino acids. The record is from RefSeq and is a predicted model, not a curated record. NCBI's taxonomy places the organism in Eukaryota, Fungi, Basidiomycota, Ustilaginomycetes, Ustilaginales, Ustilaginaceae. The transcript is spliced from 2 exons. Gene Ontology annotation, cellular component: cytosol. Gene Ontology annotation, biological process: carbohydrate metabolic process. Gene Ontology annotation, molecular function: magnesium ion binding; phosphoglucomutase activity.
AUGUCUGUGGUCACCGUUCAAACCAAGCCCUUCGAGGGCCAGAAGCCCGGUACCUCGGGUCUUCGCAAGCGCGUCAAGGUCUUCUCGCAGCAGCACUACACCGAGAACUUUGUCCAGGCGAUCCUCUCCGCCAUCCCCACCGGUGCCGCCAACUCCACGCUCGUCGUCGGCGGCGACGGCCGCUACUUCUCCAAGCCCGCCAUCCAGGCCAUCAUCCGCCUCGCCGCGGGCAACGGCGUGUCGAAGCUCAUCAUCGGCCAGGAGGGCAUCCUGUCCACCCCGGCCGCCUCGCACGUCAUCCGCUCGUACAAGGCCACCGGCGGCAUCCUGCUCACCGCCUCGCACAACCCCGGCGGCCCGGACAACGACUUUGGCAUCAAGUACAACAUGGACAACGGCGGACCCGCCCCCGAGGGCGUCACCAACAAGAUCUUCGACAUCACCAAGACCAUCGCAGAGUACAAGAUCGUCGAGGGCCCCGAGGUCGACCUCUCGCAGAUCGGCAGUACCAAGUUCGGCAGCCUCGACAUCGAGAUCAUCGACAGCGUCAAGGACUACAUUGCGUACCUCGGCGAGAUCUUUGACUUUGCGCUCAUCAAGAACUUCCUCCAGAGCUCGGGCUUCACGGUGCGCUUCGAUGCGCUGCAUGGCGUCACGGGUCCGUACGGCCGUGCGCUCUUCGUCGAGCAGUUUGGGCUCGACGAGAGCUCGAUCCAGAACUGCGUGCCAUCGGAGGACUUUGGCGGCGGACACCCGGACCCGAACCUGACCUAUGCCAAGUCGCUCGUCGACGCGGUCGAGAAGGAGAACAUCUCGUUCGGUGCCGCUUCGGACGGCGAUGGCGACCGCAACAUGAUCAUCGGCAAGGGCGCCUUUGUGAACCCUUCGGACUCGGUAGCCAUCAUUGCCGAGUGGGCGCAGCGCGCGAUCCCCUACUUCAAGUCGGGCAUCAAGGGUCUUGCACGCUCGAUGCCCACGAGCGGCGCCAUCGACCGCGUCGCGGCCAAGAACGGCUACGAGUGCUUCGAGGUGCCUACGGGCUGGAAGUUCUUUGGCAACCUCAUGGAUGCUGGUCGACUCAGCAUCUGUGGCGAGGAGAGUUUCGGUACGGGUUCGGACCACAUCCGCGAAAAGGACGGACUGUGGGCCGUGGUUGCAUGGCUCUCCAUCCUUGCCGCCGCGAACCAGGAGAAGCCCGGUACGUCGGUGCAGGAUGUGCUGCUGCAGUUUUACACCCAGUAUGGACGCAACUUUUUCAGCCGCUACGACUACGAAGAGGUGGACUCGGACGGUGCCAACCAGCUCAUGGCACACCUGCGCGCGCAGUUCGAAGACCCCUCGUUUGUCGGCAAGAAGCUCGGCGAGUUCGAGGUGGCCGAGGCGGAUGACUUUAGCUACACCGACCCCAUCGACGGCUCGGUCAGCAAGAACCAGGGUCUUUAUGUCAAGUUCGUUGAUGGAAGCAGGAUCAUCUUCCGCCUGAGUGGAACCGGAUCGGCGGGUGCGACGAUUAGGCUGUAUGUCGAAAAGUACUCCAACGACCCGAACGAGUUCGAGGCAGAUGCCCAACAGGGUCUCAAGCCGCUCAUUCAACAGGCUCUGCUGAUUUCCAAGCUCCAGCAGUUUACCGGUCGCGACAAGCCCACCGUCAUCACCUAA